UUCAGUGGGUAUGACAUAUUCAAAUGAACUGAUCUUAGCUAUCUUUAACACAGUCACUAAAACUUAUACAAGAAAAUGUAAGUGUUGCUAGUUUUGUAUUAGUAAAGGCUGUUCAUGCAUGAAAUCUCAAAAGUAAAUUUCAACUGAAACAGUUAAUGGAAUUAAGGUUUGGGCCAAAUUAUGGAGUCACUUACAGACAGCAGACUGAGCAUGACUGAAUGAGGUAAAGGAAUGAUGACAAAUUAUGCAGAGAAGCAAAUUAGUAAACAAAAUAUAGGUUAGUGUAAUUCUUAUGUUUUACAGUGUGUGGGACGGGAGUUGGAACUCUUGACUGAAUCUCACCUGUGAUGUGCAGUUUUGUUUCUGAUCCUGUACAAAUCUGUUAUAAUAGAUUUAAAUUGUAACAGUGAAUCGGUGAAUUGACAUCUCUCUCUCUCUCUCUCUCUCUCUCUCUCUCUCCUCUCUCUCUCUCUCUCUCUCUCUCUCUCUCCUCUCUUUUUCUCUUAAGACUGUUAGACUGCCAGUCUCCUGAUUUUCUUUGCGCUUUUGCGUGAGGUUAACCUCAGAUUAUGUGCAUAUGUGUGAGUGUGUUAAUCUCUUGAUCAUUUUCUCUGUUUUUAUCUGUCCUUUUAAUAAGGUUUCCUUUUUCAUGUUCCUGCAAUUCUGACAAACAUUUUGCACUUUGAGCUGCUGUAAAAACCGCAGGUUAAAGUUUCACUGGUUUGUGUGUCGCGUGACUUGGCGGUACUUCCACUUUAUAAGACGCUGUAACGAUGAAAUAAGGACGCGUGUCGGCAGCAGAGCUGCUGGAGAAGACUGACCACACUGACCACGAGGAAGAGAGCAAAGCAUAAAAAAUGCAUAUAUUAAUUAGGAAAUUCCAGCCCUCAGACCAUGAGGCUGUGAGAGCUUUGUUUCGAGAUGGAAUCCAGGAGCACAUCAUCCCGUCCUUCACUCACGCCAUUUCUCAGCCACUCCACAUCACUGUGACCCUGUGCUUUUUCACUGUGGGCUAUAUACUGGGUGGAGGAUCAGUUGUCCUGGCCCUGCUGGCUGGAGGUUUGUGGAUAGGUCUGCUGUACUACUGCUGCUAUGAGUUCUAUGCUGGUUAUGUCCGAUUAAAGCUGAACACAGACAUGCAGGACAGUGCAGGCUUCUACCUCAGCAGUCCAGAUAACUGCUUCUGGGUUGCUGAGGCUGAAAUCAACGACCAACCUCAGAUCAUGGGUAUAGUGGCUGUGGAGGGCAAAGAACCUCCAGACGGUGGGCAAAAGUGUGGAGAACUUUUCAGAAUGAGUGUAUCGUCCGCAUCUCGCCACACUGGCCUCGGCUCGCAACUCGGUCAAACGGUCGUGAACUUUUGUAAAGAGCGAGGGUUCUCGAAGAUUGUGCUUCACACUAGUUCUACACAGUCAGCAGCUGUGGCUCUCUACUAUAAGAUGGGCUUUAAACUUGUGCAAACUCCUGAGGAAGCUGAAGCUCCUUGGUGGUUCCUCUGGCUGGUCAGAGUUUCACUCCUGAGGAUGGAGAAAAUCCUACAGCCAUGUAAAGACAUGUAGAUGAUCUCUCAUAAUCAAAUGUAAGUCUUUUUAAUACAGAAUUGGCUAGAAAACCUAGAAAACCUUUUCAUUAUUCAAAGGGUCCUUUUGAGUGUUCAUGGUUCUAUAAGGAACCCUUUUUUUGAUAAAAAAGAAAUCCUACUUGUUAAAGUCCUGCUUACUGUUAAACUAAUUAGGUUACCUUAAAUUCCUUGUAUGGUACAUUAGCAUGAAUUAAAACAGUCCUAUUCUAUUCUAUUCUAUUCUAUUCUAUUCUAUUCUAUUCUAUUCUAUUCUAAAUUCAUGAACUGUCAGCGAUUCAUUGUAUGGCCACCAGAGGUCUCACUCCCCGGAGUACUAGCCAUGUUCCCACCAAACCACAUGAGCCUAAUUUCUGUAAUCAGCCGCACCUUAAAUACUCCUCUCUUUCAGCCAAACAGCAUGAAGUGCUGUCUGUUCCCUUGCGUCUGCAUACUGAGAGUUUUUGGAUGAACUACCUGUAUUGUGUUUCUGACUCUCUGCCUAGACUUUUGGAUUUUUACCUUUUGCCCCUGUGUUUUGGAUGUUUGGUUUUUGGAUGGACUUACUGAUUUUGACCUGUUUUUUUAUGCCUUUUGACCAUGAGAUUUGUAUUGCCCCUUUAACUAUUAAACCUGCACAUGGAUUCUU
Molecule: messenger RNA, 2207 nt
Organism: Pygocentrus nattereri (red-bellied piranha)
Lineage: Eukaryota; Metazoa; Chordata; Actinopteri; Characiformes; Serrasalmidae
Product: probable N-acetyltransferase CML1
Exons: 2
Coding region: 858-1559 (233 amino acids)
Molecular function (GO): N-acetyltransferase activity
Source: RefSeq, a predicted model, not a curated record